CAGUUUUCUUCAUAUACUGAUAUAACAAAGCCCCUGCAAAAUGGCAUGAUUUUUACUUGCUGUAGGGGUGAUGCUGUGCGAGCAAGAGGAGCCCGGAGCGCUGUGCCCGUACGGGCGGAGAUGCAGGUGUUGCUGACGUCACGCUGCCAGCCGCUAGCUUCGGUUCGCUGUGUGAGUGCGCAGAGCGGGCUGCUGAAACGGCCGUUCCCUGAGUCCCGUUGGCACCAUGGUGGCGAAGCAGAGGAUUCGGAUGGCUAACGAAAAGCAUAGCAAAAACAUCACCCAAAGAGGCAACGUAGCCAAAACCUUGAGGCCACAAGAAGAGAAAUAUCCUGUAGGACCUUGGCUUCUGGCACUGUUUGUUUUUGUUGUCUGUGGAUCAGCAAUUUUUCAAAUAAUCCAGAGCAUCAGAAUGGGGAUGUAAGAAGAUAAUGAUGUUGGACAUUUGGCCUUAUCUAAGAGCAAAACUGUGGAACUGCAUCUAUCUAUACAGAGAUUCUUUUGAAAACCCUUUUUUUUUUAACCAGUCAUCAUACCAAUAUCCCCCUGAAGGGAUACAGACUCUUCAAUAUCCCAAAGGAGUUGUAGCAAUUCCACUUCGAAUAUUGUUAGAUGAUGGAUUAUAGAAGUUCUUGGUUUUUAUAAACUUGGUUUUUCUGCAAAGGCUGCGUCUCCGUAUAUUAUGGGCAAGAGUAGCCCCUUAAAAAUAACUUUAAAAAACCCUUAUUUAAAUAGUAAUCAAUGAUAAAAAUGCACAUACAUUAAAAACACUAUGAAAAUCUCCCAUCAAAAUGUCAUAUUCAAGACUUGCAAUCCCAACAGUAGCCCAUGCAUUGGUGCACUGUUAUUCUAUUAGGCACUUUUAUCCUGCUACUGUCCUACAACAGGCAAAAAUGUUGGUCUGAUGCAUUUCUUUUCUGUUACUCACUUUUUAAAAAAUGUUCUUUUUUCUUUUCUUCUAGUCUGUCUAUCUGUUGCUUCAAUAUGUGAUAUAACCACCACUCAUUUCUUGUAAAGUGCAGGGCUUCCUUGUUCCUUAUGCAUCAAAGCAGGUGCAAAUUGCAAAUCAGAAAAAAGCAUAUAGGUGCAUACGCUUAUGUAAAUUUCUAUUUAAUGGGUGCAAUUCUGUACCUAUUUUAUCAACUGGCAUGUAUAAUGAGAGAUCCAACUUCACAUCCCAGUGAUUUUGGUUUGGAUGUAACCCCUAAAUUGGUUAUAAUAUAUUAUACUCUAUUCAAAUGUUGACUUAUUGUGCCAUGGCUUGGGGGGGCAAAAUCAUGAGAAAUUAGAAGUUUGGUGUACAGUGCUACAAAGAUCUUAAUUUUUACUUAAAUGCAGAUUUCAAGGAGAAUACUCUCUUUAUGAUUUUGUUACUCAAGGUGCUCAGUGGAAAAACUAAACAAAGGCAAAAGGAACACUUGAGGAAGUUGCUAAAGUCAACCAGUUAUCUGGAAUGUAAAAUCAAUAUGAUGGCCAGACUUGGCAAUAAGCCAUUUAACCCUGACAUGAUAAGUCAAGACUGAGCAGGAACCAUAACGUAGGCUGCUCUUGGAAACUAUAACAGAGGCUAAAGCUACAAUGCUGUGGAUAUUAGUACUGCAGUCAAUACUCGUGGAUAGACCUGCAAAUUGUGAGGUAACACACAACUAAAAGCAAAGCAUAAACUUUAUACUGUGAAAAGGGAAGUUAUCCCUUCAGCUGCCAGGCCAUCUUCUAUAGUGACACCAAAGACACUAGAUCAUGUAGAUGACUUAAAUAACUGGCGAUAAUGAUCUAAUCUCUGUGACCUCUGGGUUUUUCUGCAGGUUCCAGACCUGAAUAAGAAGAUUGGCUGUGGGAUAAGCCAGGCCCACAAACCUUUUCUCAACAAUUUGUAAUUGAGAGGGCACUCCUUAGUUUAGCCAAAAGUUCCAAGGAAGUUUGGCAAUAUUGCAUAGUGAAAAUUCAUGCUGUCUCCUCUAAUUAGCCAUCUAAAACUCAAAGGGAGUAUAACAGUAAUCCUGUGGACCAUUAGCACUUAUUAAGGUAAUUAUAACACAUAUAUUGGUCCAGAUAGUCACAAGUAAAUAGAAGAAGCUUAUUUAAACAGCAAAUUCCAAGAGACCAGGUUAUAGGUUUUUUAAUAUUGGCAGAUCACUUUAGCUCCUCUUAUUUAUCUCAUUGUGUGUUAAGGUAAUCUUAAGAUGUGGGCAUGUAUGGGGGAAAAUUCAGGUUGGGGUCUGUUUUGGUACUAAAUCCAUUUUCUGAUGCAAUUAUUCCAGUUAUUGCGUUUACCCUUUCAAGCUAUUUUCUAUCUCAUCCUUUUUUCAUCCUUCUACUUAUAGUUUCUGCCUGAGAGAGCAAAUUAUGCUUUAAACCUGUAUGAAUUGCUCCUCUGUUGAUAAUAUAUCCGGGUGCUUAAGAUCUUGUUGUUUACUGGGGCUAAACGAUAAAGUCAAAAAGACACUUAGUUUAAGCCAUUUAAAACACAGAGUCCUGAUUUAACCUGCUUGUGAGGAACUUUUCUUAUGGGAACAAAAUGUUCAGCUUUUUCCACUUAGUCUUGAGUGGCAACCAAUGGAAGGGAGGUGUGUUUUUUUUCGAAAUGUUUACUCGCUUAGCAUUGGCUGUCGGUCUUCAUUGUAAGAAAAGCAGACCAGAGGGCCUUUUUGUUUAACCUGCAGGGUACAAAAAGGGUAAAACAUAAUCACACAUUAUACAUCUGUAACUGUUAAAAUGAGAGACUGGCCAAGUUUAAGCCCUCUUAUGAUAUGGUUCUUACAGUUAAAAUAUCCUAGGGUUUUUUAACCAAUAAUGGUUUUUAUUUCCCAAAGAAAAUAAAGCAGGUUGCAGCAUUUUAGAUGAUAAACUGUAUAAAGGUCUUUUUUUAUUACUGACAAAUAUGAGUAAGCUGAAAUGGUACAACAGGUUUAUGAAGAAGCUAUUUGAUAAUAGCAGUGCUUGGGAUAUGUGGUGGUUGACACAUGUAAGCGACAGAUAGGAAGUUGCUGCGACAGACAGGAAGUUGCUGCCAGGUAUACAAAGGUCAACAUGCAUCAGAAAAGUCUUGUACAUUGUAGAAUGCAGAAGAUCCCACAUCAAGGAGAGGAUAAAAGCUGGCCAAUUGCAGAACAGGGCAUUGACACAUAGCCUACUCUGGGGGUUGUGAGUCUGGAAACCAUAUUCAUGGGAGAUUUUUGUGUCUUAAUGUAUGUGCAUUUUUAUCAUUGACUGCUAAAUAAAGAUGGGUUUUACACUAGGAUGAAACUUUUAUUCUUUUUAUUCUACCAGGCCUUAUCUAUCACAAUGGAAAAAAUGGUGAGGCAAAGGACAUCUAUAGGAUAUCUAAUGAUACUGUGCCUAAAGAGUUUACUUGGAUGAAUAGACUCUGACAUCACAUUUUGGUGCAUAACAACUAAACUGCUGCUCCAGGAGGGGACUGCUUUAUUUAAUAUAGACUUUUGGCUGUAACAGCUUUAUUUAUCAUUUUUAUUUAAUGUAUUUUUUAAAUAUGGGUGUUGUUUGGAAGAUAAGAUACAUAUGCACUGGGUGAUUCAUGUUUAUGUUGUAAUGUGCUUAUUCAUUUUAAUAAUUAACUAAUUUUUUUGCCUAUUUA
Messenger RNA from Xenopus tropicalis (tropical clawed frog), 3595 nucleotides. It is a transcript of the gene serp2, whose product is annotated as stress-associated endoplasmic reticulum protein family member 2. Gene Ontology annotation, cellular component: endoplasmic reticulum membrane; membrane; endoplasmic reticulum. Lineage: Eukaryota; Metazoa; Chordata; Amphibia; Anura; Pipidae. The record is from RefSeq and is marked provisional.